This is a messenger RNA of Salvia miltiorrhiza (redroot sage), 3375 nucleotides long. RefSeq names its product receptor protein kinase TMK1-like. The record is from RefSeq and is a predicted model, not a curated record. NCBI's taxonomy places the organism in Eukaryota, Viridiplantae, Streptophyta, Magnoliopsida, Lamiales, Lamiaceae. Gene Ontology annotation, biological process: protein phosphorylation. Gene Ontology annotation, molecular function: protein binding; protein kinase activity; ATP binding.
AUUCACUCUCAGCCCUCUUUUAUGGGGAAGAAAAGCUCACACUACUUUCUAUAUUCCCUCUUUCACCGUCGCCUCACACCACGCACACUACUUUCCUCUCUCACCUUUCAAAAACCCUACGCUAAAUUUUUCCCCUUUUCCAUUUCUCAGCAGAUUAUCCUCUUCUCUUCUCUCAACACCCCACAAUUUAACAUCUGAAACAAAGAAUUCCUCACGAGGAAAAUAAUCUCAUCUACAAACGGAGCAUCGUUUUCUCGAAGCCUCAUUCUCUGCAACGUACAAUUGAAGCGCAAAAAGUGUCCAUUGCCAUUCAAUCUGUCGUCGGAUGGCGUUAAGUUUGAUUUUCUUCGCCGUCUGUUCAUUUCUAGCCGCCGUCGCCCGCUCCCAAUCCGGCGACGCGGCGGUUAUGCAGGAAUUGAAGAAGAGCAUCAACGCUCCGAGUGAACUCGGGUGGAGCGACGCCGACCCCUGCAAAUGGAAGUCCGUUCAGUGCACACGAGACAACCGGGUCACCCGGAUCCAAAUCGGGCACCAAAACCUGGAGGGGUCGCUGCCUCCGUCCCUCGGCAAACUCACCUCCCUGCAAGUCUUUGAGGUCCAAAACAACCAGCUCUCCGGCGCGCUCCCGAGUCUCGCCGGGCUGAACUCGCUCCAGUCGCUCCUCCUCAGCAACAACAACUUCACCUCCAUCCCUCCCGACUUCUUCGACGGUAUGAUCUCGCUGCAAGAUGUCUACUUGGAUUCCAAUCCCUUCAGCUCUUGGCAAAUUCCGGCCGGCCUCAAGAGCGCCUCCACUCUGCAAAUGUUCUCUGCGACCUCCGCGAAUAUCUCCGGACAAUUACCCGAUUUCUUCGGGUCGGACACGUUUCCUAGCUUGACUAGUCUGCGCUUAUCGUUCAACUAUAUCCAGGGCCCCUUGCCGCCCUCGUUUGCCGGCUCUUCGAUACAGACUCUGUGGUUGAACGGUCAGAGAAGUGGAAAUGGAAUGAACGGUUCCAUUUCGAUUCUGCAAAACAUGACUCAACUCACUCAAAUCUGGUUACACAGCAAUGAUUUCUCCGGCCCCUUGCCUGAUUUCACGGCGUUGAUUCAGUUGCAGAAUUUGUCCUUAAGGCAGAAUAGCUUGACAGGCCCCGUGCCCGACUCUUUGGUAGGAUUGAAAACCCUAAUGACAGUGAAUUUGACGAGUAAUAAGCUUCAAGGGAAAACCCCCAAAUUCAGUAGCUCUGUGCAGGUUGAUAUGUCUCCGAAUUCCAACAGUUUCUGCUUGCCCGAUCCUGGUGUAGAAUGUGAUCCUCGCGUUAAUACUUUGCUCGAUGUGGCCAAGGAUAUGGGUUAUCCUGCUACAUUUGCUGAUAACUGGAAGGGGAAUGAUCCCUGCACUUCAUGGAAGGGGAUCACCUGCAGUGUUAACAACAUCACUGUGGUGAACUUUCGCGGAAUGGCUCUCUCGGGUACUAUAUCUCCAAGCUUCGCUAAGUUCCCAUCGCUGCAGAGGCUGAUUCUGUCUAAUAAUAACUUGACGGGAACCAUUCCGAAUGAGCUCACCACAUUGCCCAGUCUUGUGGAGCUGGACAUUUCGAAUAAUCAGAUUUAUGGGAAGGUUCCUCAAUUCAAGACUGGUGUGAAUUUGAAGACUGCUGGGAAUGUGAACAUUGGCAAGGAUGGCCCGCCGCCUACUGGGGCCGGUGGGAAAGAGAAUCCGGGUGGAUCAUCCCCCGGUGGUAGUGGGACAAGCAGUGGCAAUGCCAAGAAAUCUUCGACUGGGGUAGUUGUAGGUUCGGUAGUUGGGGGAGUGUGCGUUCUUGCCCUUGCUGGAACGUUGGUCUUCUGUCUUUAUAGAGGUAAGCUCAAGCGCAGUGGGAGGGUCCAGUCUCCUCACACGACAGUCAUCCAUCCGCGCCUCUCAGGCUCUGAGGACGCUGUCAAGAUCACCAUUGCUGGUUCGGGUGUCAAUGGUAGUGGCACGAGUGAGAGCUACAGCCACGGGAGCAGUGGCCCAAGCGACCUCCACAUUGUGGAGGCUGGUAACAUGGUGAUAUCCAUCCAAGUUCUGAGAAAUGUGACGAACAAUUUCAGUGAGCGGAACAUACUUGGGAGGGGGGGAUUCGGGACUGUGUACAAGGGGGAGCUGCACGACGGGACUAAGAUUGCAGUGAAGCGGAUGGAGUCGGGGGUGAUAAGCGAGAAGGGGUUAGAUGAGUUUAGGUCUGAGAUUGCUGUUCUUACAAAAGUGAGACAUAGGCAUUUGGUAGCUCUGUUGGGGUAUUGCUUGGAUGGGAAUGAGAGGCUGCUGGUUUUCGAGUACAUGCCUCAGGGGACUCUUAGCCGGUUUCUGUUCAACUGGAAAGAAGAGGGUUUGCAGCCUCUGGAAUGGAUGAAGAGGCUGACGAUUGCGCUUGAUGUUGCUAGAGGGGUUGAAUACCUCCACGGUUUGGCUCAGCAGAGCUUUAUUCACCGGGAUCUUAAGCCGUCUAAUAUUCUUCUUGGAGAUGAUAUGAGGGCUAAAGUAGCAGAUUUUGGACUUGUUAGGCUUGCUCCUGAUGGAAAAGCUUCCAUCGCCACCAAACUGGCCGGAACCUUUGGUUAUCUUGCACCAGAAUAUGCAGUGACGGGGCGAGUGAGUACUAAGAUCGAUGUGUUCAGCUUCGGGGUGAUUCUAAUGGAGAUCAUCACCGGAAGAAAAGCCCUAGACGAGUCUUUCCCAGACGACAGCCAGCAUCUGGUUCCGUGGUUCAGGCGCAUGCUAAUCAACAAGGAGACAUUCCGCAAAGCGAUUGAUCAAACCAUUGAAGUCACUGAAGAGACCUUUGGUAGCAUUUGCACGGUGGGAGAGCUGGCCGGACACUGCUCUGCUAGGGAGCCCUCCCAGAGGCCCGAUAUGGGCCACGUGGUCAACGUGCUUUCCUCUCUGGCUGAGCUGUGGAAGCCCUCGGAGCCUGCUGAUCCGGACGACGUGUAUGGGAUUGAUUACGACAUGACCUUGCCUCAGGCGCUCAAGAAAUGGCAGGCGCUCGAGGGAGUGAGCUUGAUCGAUGGGGAUGCCUCCUCCUCGUCUUACCCUGGGAGCAACGACAACACUCAGACGAGUAUACCCACUCGCCCUUCCGGCUUUGCGGAUUCCUUCACGUCAGCCGACGGCCGGUGAGGCACCCCAACAAGAGUGGGGGAGAGCGAGAUCCAUUCUUUUGCUAAGGUGAAUCAUUUGGAAGUUAGAUUAAUUAAUCUGUUUUUUUUUUUUAAUCUUUUUUAAACGCAUUUAGGUAGUAGCUCUUGUUCUUUUUUGUGGGAAAGGAAUCAUGGAUUUGAGGUUUGUUAGUUGCUUUUGAAACUCCAAUUGCUGCUUCUACUGGUGUAUAUAGUUCACUUGAUUAA